Molecule: messenger RNA, 3178 nt
Organism: Trichoplusia ni (cabbage looper)
Lineage: Eukaryota; Metazoa; Arthropoda; Insecta; Lepidoptera; Noctuidae
Product: zinc finger protein 665-like
Exons: 2
Coding region: 200-2539 (779 amino acids)
Source: RefSeq, a predicted model, not a curated record
GACUUUGAAAAUGUGAAUUUCAAUCGAUUUAUGUAGACUCGUAGUAGUGCUGCUACAAAACUCUGAAUAAGAUCCUUUCCUUUUUGUGUGUUUCCUGCAAAAAAUCUGAUAGAAACUCUCAUCACACCAUCAUAUCUCAGUAAUGGCUUAAAAUACAUCACCCUUCUUUCUGGACUACGCAGUCGGGUAAAACCUCAAAAUGUACGAAAGCCUACUAGACUAUGUCUGCGACUACUGCUCAAGAACAUUCACAAGGAAAUACAACUUGCAAACACAUAUUGAAAACUGCCAUAUCAACGCAGAAUGUAACUGCAGUGUUUGUGGACAAACAUUCAACAGUCCGGCCGGCUUGCAAUCUCAUUUGACCAAAGGGCAUAAUAGCUAUGGAGAAUGUUACCCAGAAUGCGACCUCUGUGGUCGGAUCUUCGCCAGAAAACAAAACAUAACCUCCCAUAUGAUAGCGGUCCACCUAAAAACGAUUGACUUUACGAAACGGUGCAGAAUAUGUCAGAAGGAUUUCUCUUCAGCGCGCAGUUUGAAACGCCAUAUGAACUUGUUACACAAUCCCAAUAUUGAAUACCCGACUUGCAGUGAAUGUAAUAAGAUUUUUAAGGGGAAACAUGCCUUGAUAGCUCACAUACAAUCUGUCCACACAGCUACCGACAAGGAUUUGAUAAAAUGCAACCUGUGUGACAGAGUGUAUACUAAUAACAGCAACCUGAAACGCCAUGUUGAAAUGUUUCACGGUGAGAAAGGAGAGUAUAGAUGCGAUAUCUGCCCAAAAGUUUACACUUCAAAUCAAAGUUUAAGACGACAUGCUCGCACCAGACACAGUACUGACGAUCAGGAGCAAUUGACCUGCAAUUUCUGCUACAAAGUCAUAAUAGGCAGGGAGAAUUUUGAAAGUCAUAUUCAGUAUAACCACCGAGAGCCAUCGGAGACGGAAAUUGAAACAAAGAACUCCUUGUACUGCGAUUAUUGUGAAAGAAGUUUCGAAGACGAAAGAGAGUUAAGAAGCCAUGUUAAAAACGAUCAUUCAUUCAAUUCAUUUUACAAGUAUUGCCGAAAAUCCUUGCUCAAGCAAUACGGCUCCGAUUUCUCUCAAACUUACAACUGUGAAUUCUGCGGCAAUCCUUUCCCGACAGUUUACGAGUUAAAAGACCAUAUGAGGGCCAAUCAUGAUACAGAAUACUCUCUGUCAACUUGCAACGUCUGCUUCGACAAGUUUUACAGCAAGGAGGCGGUAUUAGCACACAAGGAGGUUUGCAAACCGCCGGCAAACGUCAACUCUUGCAGCCAUUGCGAUAAACUGUUCACAGACAAAUCAAGCUUGGAGUUUCACACUCGGAUCUUUCACCCGCAAGCACAGAUCGCCGAUUCUAAUAUAACAUCAACUAACAUAGACGAUGAAAUGGCUUACAAAUGCGAGCAUUGUGACCGAGUUUACUACAGCGACAGGUCUUUAAAACAUCACGUCAAAUUAAAACACACAACGGAUGAGGCUGUCGAAUGCGAAUUUUGCGGGAAAAUUUGUAGCAACAAAUACUAUUUGGCAUCCCAUAUCAAAAUAGUCCAUAACAACGAUUCCUGGUCUCGAUGCGAGUACUGUGACAAGCAGUUUAAAUCGAAGAGAAAUAUUCGGCGACACAUCGAGUACACACAUUUGGGCAUGCAAAGGCACAAGUGUAUUGAAUGUGAGACUUUGUUUAAAGAGAAAAGAAGUCUUAGAAAACACGUCAGGACGAAACAUCCCGAUUCGACCGCCUUCCCCCAAUGCCAUAUAUGUCACAAGCGUUUCGAAUCCGCGAAGUCUUGUAAAAUUCACUUAAAACUUCUACAUUCUUUCAACAUGAACACACAUCCUUGUCACCUCUGUUCGGUAUCCUUCAGCUCAAAUGAAGCUUUGACUAUUCAUCUUGAGACAAAACAUCUCGCUGAAGACGAGAUUUACAAAUGCGAGAAAUGCAAUAUCGUUUUUCAGGGGCAAGAGAAGUUUGACAGUCAUAACGAAGUGUGUCACGCGAGUUUGGUGCCAAGUGCUAAGGAGAAAGUGUUGCCGCGUUGUAUACUUUGCAUGAAAGAUUUUAGUACGAGGAAAACUUUAAAACGGCAUAUUAAGAAGUUUCAUUCAGAUUUUGACGGGGAUGAAUUAGCGACGUUUGGGUCUCGGCGGAGGAAUUUCAUUGUGGACUGCGAUGAUUGUAUCAAAAAUUUUAGUGAUGAGUUCUAUAUUAAUAUUUAUCAGAAAUUAAAGCAUAUUAGGGAUUCGAUUAUAUUUAAGUGCGAUAGUUGUCUUGCUUCGUAUAAUUCUUUGGAGUUUGCCAUUCAGAGGUAUAAGGCGGCGAAUGGGGAUACUUUUAAGAGUAAAAUGAUUCUAAGUGAACUGUGUACGACGGAAAUGAGUGAGGAGGAAGCGGAUUUCUCCGGUUUCGGAGCGUUACACGACAUGCUACCGGAAAGUACAACGAAUGAGAUAAAAUUGGAGUUGUUCGAGGAACCUAUGGAUUUUGAAAUUAAGAUGGAACCGCCGUCGCCAUAACUUGUCUUACUGCAGGCCUGUCAUACAGAGCAUUGAUUACGCUUGUGUGCUGCCCCACGGUGGGGCGCCAUUACCGAAGCUGUUAAUAACACCAGCCUGUAACUGUCUCACUGCAGGCCUCUCAUACAGAGAACGAGCAUUGUAAUUUUAGAAAUAAACCCAGGUUCCUUCAAAUAAUGACGAUAAAAAUUAGAAAAGCAUAUUCCUGUCUCGUUUACUCUUGUGUAAUCUUAUGAGAAAAGAGCGAGAUAAAAGUAUAGUGUGUUUAAUAGUUAGUAAAUAAUAAUAAUACCAGCUAAUAACUGCCCCAAUGCUAAGAAACCCUUGCUACGCUUCACUGGUUCCGUAUAAUUGUUAUAUUAAGUUUGACUGAUACUGCUUACUUGAUAAUUAAGUUUGAUGAUUAUUUGAUUAAAAAAAACUAAUUAGCCCGUCAGAUGGAUGUCCCAAAAAUAUCGGCUUAGUAAACAAAAAAUGAAGAUCAUACAGUCAAUUAAAAUCUCUUGUGACGACACUUGUCAGUACACUUAUAGACAAGUGACGUUAACCUCUACUACCCAACGAUUCAUUAUCUUUAUUGUUUACUAAUAUUAUAAAUGCGAAAGUAAGUCUGUCUGUCUGUUACGCUUUCACGUCUAA